AUGCAGUUUCUCCUCUACCUCACAUUGUGCCUGCUCAUCGCUGUAAUGCAAGAUAUAACAGGAUCUACUCGCACAUUAGAUCAUAUAUUCGAGUAUCAUGAAAUACAUGUUAGAGACAGUGAAGGUCGCGCUGUGAUAUUUGCUUUUGUAAUCAAUGCUCUUAUAGGUGCAUUGAUACUUUGGAAUGUUGUAGGCAGAACCAAAUUGUGCCUGGACUUUAGUUGCACUUUCUAUGGCAUUCACUUAAUAGCCUGCUGGGUGUACAAUGGCACAUUCCCAACAACAUUCUCCUGGUGGAUGCUCAACAUUGCCUGUACGGCAAUCACCUGUGUUACUGCAGAGUUUCUCUGCCUUCGAACUGAACUUCAAGCUAUACCACUCAGCAAUAUUGGUGCUAAAGUUGAUUUAUGA
Messenger RNA from Parnassius apollo (apollo), 411 nucleotides. NCBI's taxonomy places the organism in Eukaryota, Metazoa, Arthropoda, Insecta, Lepidoptera, Papilionidae. The record is from the annotation of a GenBank genome assembly.